AUGGCGCUCUCCGGUUGCUCUCGCUGGCGCCUCCGACAAAGCUAUCAUCUCUGCCUCUUCUACAUCACAGGCUUUCUGAGUUUUUUGUGCAUCAUCAUCAUCUGGUAUUGCGUCAAUACCGAUCGCGACUAUGUUCACCCACUGUUGACCCAGUUGAUCCCCGCCGGACACUGCGCCUGUCAAACCUCCACCACCUUCCAGUGCGCCAGCUGUCUGACAUGUUCGCAUCCGGACCUGGUGCAACAACUGUCCCCAGCUCCGGCGUGGGAAUUUCAACCUGCUCGAGACGGCAGCAAUGAAGGCCUCGAUCGUGCCCAGUGUACGAAUGCAUUCCCGGGUCUUUUCGAAGAUGUUGUUCGCGCCACGGGCUUUUGGAAGUCUCAGGGUGCGCUGGCUAUGGAGGACUUGGACGAGAUCCCUCUAGCAUAUGGCAUGGCGCGGGCUUUUAUCCACGCCGGUGAGCUUUAUGUGGUUGCGGCGCGGUCCAAAGGUGAAGACCAUCGACGUAAGAUCAUCGCCGUAUUGAGUUCAAUUCACCGGGCGUUAGUCGCCGAUGCCAACCGUACCUCGCAACGAGAUAUCGAGUUUGUGUUCUCCGUGGAGGACAAGGUAGAAGACGUGACUAACUCCGACCAUCCUGUCUGGACUUUGGCACGAUCCGCCACAGAGGAGGCCGUCUGGCUGAUGCCUGACUUCGGGUUCUGGGCCUGGGAGAAUAUUCAGAAUUCGAUCGGGCCGUACGACCAAGUUGUCAACCGCAUUAAACGCGCGGAUAUCCCUUGGUCAGAGAAGAAACCGCAGCUGGUAUGGCGAGGAAAGCCUAGCUUCGCCCCCAAAUUGCGCCGCGCCUUGAUGGAAGCUGCGCGAGAUCAGCCAUGGGGGGAUGUGAAGCAGGUCGACUGGGAUCAGAGGACGAACAUAAUACCCAUGGAGGAUCAUUGUCAGUAUAUGUUCAUCGCUCAUGUCGAAGGUCGCUCGUAUUCUGCGUCACUGAAGUACCGGCAAGCAUGCAACUCGGUCAUUGUGGCGCAUAAGCUGCAGUAUAUCCAGCACCACCACUACCUUCUCGUACCAGACGGGCCGCAGCAGAAUUAUGUCGAAGUUGAGCGGGAUUUCAGCGACUUAUCAGACAAGCUCGAACCUCUGUUAGCCGACCCCAGUCUUGCGGAGCGGAUUGCCAACAACAGCGUGCGAACCUUCCGCGAGCGGUACCUGACCAAAGCGGCCGAGGCCUGUUACUGGCGCAGACUUUUCGAGGGGUAUGGCAGCGUUUGGAACAGCAGCGUCCCCGUGUGGUCCGAAGCGUACCAGCGCGAACGUGGCCUCCGAUACGAGUCGUUUCUCCUGAUGGAUAGCCAGCUGAUGUUUGAGUUCGACGCGCUGAGAUUGUCUUAUUGA
Messenger RNA from Aspergillus tubingensis, 1398 nucleotides. RefSeq lists its product as uncharacterized. The transcript is spliced from 2 exons. Lineage: Eukaryota; Fungi; Ascomycota; Eurotiomycetes; Eurotiales; Aspergillaceae. The record is from RefSeq and is a predicted model, not a curated record. The coding region runs from base 1 to 1398 and encodes 465 amino acids.